Solanum stenotomum is the source of this 563-nucleotide messenger RNA. RefSeq names its product photosystem I reaction center subunit psaK, chloroplastic-like. Lineage: Eukaryota; Viridiplantae; Streptophyta; Magnoliopsida; Solanales; Solanaceae. The record is from RefSeq and is a predicted model, not a curated record. The transcript is spliced from 3 exons. The coding region runs from base 1 to 552 and encodes 183 amino acids. Gene Ontology annotation, cellular component: photosystem I; membrane. Gene Ontology annotation, biological process: photosynthesis.
AUGAAAUUAGGUGACGAAAGAAACAUUGAAGCUCUAGCUAUUUCUAAAUGUCUGCCUGUCUUGCGUCAUCUUAAGCUCAUUUAUAAUAGUAUGACGAAUGUAGGUCUUCAAGCUAUUCUUGAUGGAUGUCGUAAUCUUGAAUCACUUGAUCUACGAGGAUGCUUUCAUGUUAGUCUCGAUAAAGUUUUAAGCAGUAGAAUUUCUCAACAGAUUAAGAACGUGAAGUACCCUCGUGACUCUUUGGUGGCAAUUCAAUCAAGACGCAACAAAAGACAAGGUAGUUUGGGAGCUCGUUGUGAUUUCAUUGGCUCAUCCACUAAUUUGAUAAUGGUGACAUCAACAAGUCUAAUGUUGUUUGCUGGUAGAUUUGGGCUAGCACCAUCAGCAAACAGGAAGGCAACUGCAGGGCUAAAACUUGAAGUGAGGGACUCUGGUUUACGGACAGGGGACCCUGCUGGAUUUACACUUGCUGAUACUUUGGCUUGUGGUACUGUUGGUCAUAUUAUUGGUGUUGGAGUUGUUCUUGGACUCAAAAACAUUGGUGCUCUCUAAAAUUUGUACUA